AGAUAAUAAAACGUUCCUUUUGCAAUAGUAUAUAUUUUGCCUUGCAAUCAGUUAAUUUAUCGUCGUGAGUUUACAGUUUCUAAAUAUCACUCGAGACUAAAUUGUGCUAUCUCAAUGGACAAACAUCAUAUAUAACUAUCAAAAUCGUGUCGGAUACGUCGAAGCAAAAUGAGUCGAUUAGUUUUAAUAUUCUUAUUGGUCAAUUAUGUCUGCAGUGCGAACAUCUUUUUCUACAAUCCGUUGUGUUCUAAAAGUCAUUUCAUUUGGAAUUACGCUCUGGCUAGUGGAUUAAUUGCCAAAGGACACAAUGUAACAUUUUUCGAUGCAUUUGCGAAACAGAAACCAGAGACAGAUUUGUAUCAUCCUCUAGAUUAUAAAUAUUUCACCUUUGAAGGAAACCCGGACGAAUUUCCAGAGGGAAAUAUUGCUGAACAAGUAUUAUUAUAUAUGUCUAUAAUGGGAGAAAUGUGUGAUUUUGUUUAUAAAUCUGAACACCUCGACUCAAUUCUGCGAGACAAAGACAGAUACAAUUUCGACCUCAUCAUUACCGACAUCACAAUUUUUCCAUGUGGAGUAGCACCGCUUCACGCCUUUCCUGACAUACCAGUUGUAGGAGCGACUCCAUUUUUGUUGCCACCCGAAUUUUCGCACAUUUUCGGCAACAAUUUACAACCUGCAUACAUUCCCCAAUACUUUUCCGGGUUGGUAGACGACAUGAGUUUUAUGGAAAGGGUGAACAAUUUUGUGGCGACCUACGUGGCUGAAUUGGGAUUUUAUUAUUACUGGAAUGAAUUUGAGAAUGCUGCUGUAAAGAAAUAUGGAUCGAAACACGCACCAUAUAUGAAAUAUGUUGAUAGAAUAUCUUUGUUAUUGAGCAACACAAAUCCCUUGUUAGAUUAUCCCCAGCCCUUACCCCCGAAUAUUAUCCCAGUUGGAGGACUCCAAGCCAAACCAGCAAAUAAACUUCCCGAGGAUUUGCAAAAAUUUAUGGACGAUUCAAAAGAGGGUGUAAUAGUGUUUUCAUUGGGCACAAAUAUGAGAUCAGAUAAGCUUUCGCCUGAAAAGAGAGAAGCUCUUUUGGAGGCCUUCAAACAACUGAAACAAACUGUUUUAUGGAAGUUUGAAAGUGACAUUCAAAACUUACCCAAAAAUGUCAUCGUACGUAAAUGGUUACCUCAAAACGACGUAAUUGCACAUCCAAAUGUUGUUUUGUUCAUUGGUCAUGGGGGAGCUCUAAGCACACAAGAGGCUUUGUACCACGGAGUACCAAUAGUUGGAGUACCAUUUUUCUUCGAUCAAAUAAUCAAUGUCAAAGCUUUACAACAAAGACAACGCGGAGCACUUCUAGAUUACGAGACAAUGACUAGCAAACAAAUUGUGGAUACCAUUCGUGAAGUGAUUGAUAAUCCAAUAUACAAGAAAAACGUUAAAGAAGUUUCAGAAAGAUUCAAAAGUCUACCAUUAAAGCCUUUAGAUGCGGCAGUGCAUUGGGUGGAAUACGCUUUAAAACAUAAUGGAACAUCUUUUUUAAAUCUUAAAUCGCGUCACAUGAACUUUUUACAAUACACUUGUUUGGAUGUAGUUUUGUUUUUGGUUGGCGUUGUUUUUGCAAUUUGCAGUAUUUUUAUAUUUAGUGUUAGAAAAGUCUUAUAUUUAUUAUAUAAAAAAUCACAGAAGAAUAAAAUUGACCCUUGCCUCGAAACAUUGCAUCAGUUGUAG
Molecule: messenger RNA, 1719 nt
Organism: Aethina tumida (small hive beetle)
Lineage: Eukaryota; Metazoa; Arthropoda; Insecta; Coleoptera; Nitidulidae
Product: UDP-glycosyltransferase UGT5-like
Exons: 7
Coding region: 169-1719 (516 amino acids)
Molecular function (GO): UDP-glycosyltransferase activity
Source: RefSeq, a predicted model, not a curated record